Messenger RNA from Striga asiatica, 399 nucleotides. The record is from the annotation of a GenBank genome assembly. NCBI's taxonomy places the organism in Eukaryota, Viridiplantae, Streptophyta, Magnoliopsida, Lamiales, Orobanchaceae.
CUGGCGGUGACUGGACGGUGGGAACUCGAUUUGUCGGGCACCGACAGCGGAGGGUCGAGCACCGACGGAGUUUGUCAAAGGGGGAGUGAAGAGACGAACGGCGGCCCCACUUUCGAGUGGCAGUGGCCAAUGGUUCACUUGGCUCGUCGAAAAGCAUCAACGACUGGUGGCGGUGAUUUGACGAGCACCUCGAAGACGAAAAGUUCCUCUUAUGUAGAUAAUCACUGCCACUGGUCGUUGUCGCUUUUCGACGAGCCAAGUGAGCCACUGCCACUUGAAAGCAGGGUCACCGUUUAUCUCAUCCCGUCGCCUUGGUCGAACUCCGUCGUUGCUCGGGCCUCCGCUGCCGGUUCUCAACAUAUCGAGUUCCCACCGCUAGGUCGUCGCCAGCUUCGGUGA